CCCAGCCCCGAUAAUGCCAUCUAAUAAAUCUGUCUCGGACGCACCGAUCUUCCAGUUUACAAACUGCCGUAUCCUGAGGAAUCACGAGCUGCAAAGGGAGGACCUGUGGGUGCGAGAAGGGAAGAUCCUCAACCCGGAGAAGCUCUUCUUUGACGAGAAGGGCUCUGCCGACAUCCAGCUGGACUGCAAGGACAGCAUCAUUGCCCCUGGUUUCAUAGAUGUGCAGAUCAAUGGAGGCUUUGGGGUUGACUUCUCCCUGGCUACCGAUGACUUCAAAUCAGGGAUCGACCUGGUCAGUCAGAAAAUCCUCUCCCAUGGAGUGACCUCCUUCUGCCCCACGCUGGUGACUUCUCCCCCAUCUGUGUACCACCAGAUCCUCCCUCAGAUCAGUGUAAGAAACGGUGGAGCCCAUGGAGCAGGUGUUCUGGGGGUCCAUCUGGAAGGACCGUUCAUCAGCAAGGAGAAGAAGGGGGCACACCCGGAGCGCUGCCUCCGCACCUUCGAGGCCGGCGCCUUCCAGGACCUGCUUGCCACCUACGGGAGCCUCGACUGUGUCCGCAUAGUCACGCUGGCCCCGGAGAUGCAGAGGAGCAGCGAGGUGAUUCGUGAGCUCACCCGGCGGGGCAUCCGCGUCUCACUUGGUCACUCGGUGGCUAAUCUCUCGCAGGCAGAGGAGGCCGUGCAGCAGGGCGCUACCUUCAUCACUCACCUCUUCAACGCCAUGCUGCCGGUGAGUGGCCGAGGGCCCCUGCCCUCUGCUUGUGCUGCUUUCGGUGCCUUCUCUCUCACUCCCCAUGGGUGCUACACCAACCCGGCUGCCCUGCGCAUUGCCCACCGAGCGCAUCCCAAAGGCCUGGUGCUGGUGACGGACGCGAUCGCUGGCAUGGGGCUGGCACCCGGGCGGCACACGCUGGGCCAGCAGGUGGUGGAGAUUGACGGGCUCAACACCUACAUUGCAGGCACGAAGACCCUGAGUGGCAGCGUAGCGACCAUGGACACGUGUGUGCGGCACUUCCUCGAAGCCACAGGGUGCUCCGUAGAGACCGCCUUGGAGGCAGCAUCUCUCCAUCCCGCCCAGCUCCUGGGGAUUGAACAUGAAAAGGGAACCCUGAAUUAUGACUCCGAUGCAGAUUUCCUGAUGCUCAGCGACAGUCUGUACGUGCAAGCCACGUACAUCGCAGGCGAGCGGGUCUGGCGCCGGGACGCGUCGGGCAUGUGA
Molecule: messenger RNA, 1219 nt
Organism: Tinamus guttatus (white-throated tinamou)
Lineage: Eukaryota; Metazoa; Chordata; Aves; Tinamiformes; Tinamidae
Source: RefSeq, a predicted model, not a curated record